GCGUCUCCUCUUCCUCUUUUCCUCCACCAUACUUUUCGGCCGUCGCGCCUUCUGUCUUUCGCUACCAUCAUGAAGCUCCAAGCUCUCGCCGCUCUUUUGCCUCUCCUCGUCGCCGUCAACGCAGAACAAUCCCACAAACGCCAUGCCGACAUUGCCAAGCGCCAGUCCGCGUCCGCGUCUGCAACGGGCGCGUCGUCAGCGGCUGCCUCGGGCUCAGCGGCUGCUGCUGGCGCUACCGCUGCCCCGACCGGCAGCGCUGGUGCCGCCAGCGACGUCGGCCUGACCUCCACCCCUACUCCCACCCAGUCCGACGUUCCCGCCCUUGCCUCCAUUUUCUCAGGCAUGAGCAGCGGCACGACAUGGGGCGCUUCCACCACUUUCGCCCCGGGCGCGACCGCCCCCGUCUCGGGCGCCCCGGCUCUCCCGUCUGCCUUCGUUUUCCAACAGGGCGACUGGCCCCCUCAGGACCAGGUCCCGCCUACGGACUCUGACGAGGUCAAGCAAUGGCUGAAGGAGCUCGACGGAUUCACCAUUCCCGACAUUGCCACGACCGACGGUACCUGCGCUGGCAGCCCUGAUGCCGCGUCGGACGCCGAGGCACGCGGCUGGUGGACGUGUGGUGGUUACACGCGCGACACCGAUAUCACGUCGUGCGAAGAGAAGAUGCACUGGGGUGUCUCGUUCGAUGAUGGUCCCGCCAGGUUCAGUGCCAAGGUCCUCAAGUAUCUCGACGAGAACCAGCUCCACGCGACCUUUUUCGUCGUCGGCUCGCGUGUCAUCGAGCGCCCCGAGAUCCUGCUCGAGGAGUAUAUGGCCGGUCAUGAUAUCAGCGUGCACACCUGGUCUCACCGUCCUCUCACUUCGCUCACGACUGAGCAAGUUGUUGCUGAGCUUGGCUGGGCCCGCCAUGCCAUCCAGCAGGUUCUCGGUGUGACCCCGACUACGAUGCGCCCGCCUUACGGUGAUAUCGAUGACCGUGUCCGUGCGAUCUCCCUUGCCAUGGGUAUGGUGCCCAUCAUCUGGUCUCGCGGCUCAAGCGGCGAGUCCUUCGACACCAACGACUGGAAGAUUGCUGGCGGUGUUGUCUCGGCGCCCGAGUCCUACCUUGCGUUCCAGCACAUCUUGGGUAACGCAAGCCAGCUCGACACGGGUUUCAUCGUCCUGUCCCACGAUCUGUACGAGGAGAGUGUCGACAUGAACGUCGGCUACUACCUCCCCGCGGCCCUCAACUACGACCCGCCUAUGACGCUCGAGUCGAUCUCUCAGUGUGUGGGCAUCCCGGCCACGAACAUGUACCUCGAAUCCAACCAAAACACCACUUUCCCCUAUACCAACCACACCUCCGGCACGGACGUCAACGGCGAUGGCACCGUUGACAACGAUACCACCGCUGCUGGGCAGUCGAACACCAAGGGCGACGGCAAUGGCGCCCUUUCCGCGAUGUCCGUCCCGGGCUUCGGCGCAUCCGCGCUCGCCGCCGCUGGUCUCGCUGUCUUGGGCUUCCUGUAGAGUCGACCUUGGCUUUAUGUGGAGUCCUUGUAGAGUUUGCAAUACGAGACUUCGGAUAGCGUUGCUGACUCGUGAUCCGCUUCGAAUACCUACCUGAUUCACCCUGACUGCGGGACAGCGGACGCGAGGACGUGCGUACGGACCCGGUGUAGCUACCACUAUCAUCUACUACUAUCGACGUUGACAUAGAAGGCCCGGGCACAGCUGGGCAUGGCUUACGCGGUCGUGCACGGUUUGCGGAGUGUGCUGGGAGAGCUGGUGGCCCUCUCUCUUCAGGACAGUUCUACGUACGCACUCUACAUGAUAACUACAGAUUAAUUGUGAGCGAGCACGAUUUGGACUGUUCUUAGUAGUGAGGGCACCUACGAUGCUUCAGUAUAUACGCGGAAGCUGUCCAUCCUUGCGUGAAGUGCCGGCUACAUAAGGAUUGCGGUAGGGAAGAAGUAAGGCGUCUUCUGGGGGUAGCCGCCAGUAACAAACUUGUCGUCGUGUCCCCAGC
Messenger RNA from Schizophyllum commune H4-8, 2008 nucleotides. RefSeq names its product carbohydrate esterase family 4 protein. The record is from RefSeq and is a predicted model, not a curated record. Gene Ontology annotation, cellular component: membrane. Gene Ontology annotation, biological process: carbohydrate metabolic process. Gene Ontology annotation, molecular function: chitin deacetylase activity. Lineage: Eukaryota; Fungi; Basidiomycota; Agaricomycetes; Agaricales; Schizophyllaceae. The coding region runs from base 70 to 1509 and encodes 479 amino acids. The transcript is spliced from 6 exons.